AUGCUUUCCUUCCAACAGGUCAUCAACUACACUCAAAAUACCCUCAGUACUAUGCCACCGGGCUACUUACCUAAAUGGUUGUUGUUCAUCUCUGUCGUGUCGGCCUUCAAUUCAGUGCAAACUUAUAUCUCUGGUUUGGAACUCACUCGUAGAGUGUACGAACGUAAGCCUCAAGAAACUACGAAACUCAGUGCCAGAACUUUCGGAACCUGGACUUUCAUCAGCAGUGUGAUCCGUUUGUAUGGUGCGUUGUAUUUGCACGAAGAACACAUUUACCAAUUGGUGUGCAUCUCGUAUCUGGUAGCUUUGGUUCACUUCGGCAGUGAAUUGCUACUUUUCCGUACUUGCAAGCUCGGAAAAGGAUUCAUGGGCCCAUUGGUGGUGUCUACGACCUCUUUGGCCUGGAUGUACACUCAAAAAGAGUUCUACACCGGCAAAGCGUGGUAA
Molecule: messenger RNA, 447 nt
Organism: Lachancea meyersii CBS 8951
Lineage: Eukaryota; Fungi; Ascomycota; Saccharomycetes; Saccharomycetales; Saccharomycetaceae
Source: the annotation of a GenBank genome assembly